AUGGUUAAGGUCCGGUCCGCCCGACGCGGCUGGGAUUCAGUUCGCCCGACCAGGCUGGGGUCCGGCCUGCCUGGCGUGGCUGGAGUCCUAUUGGCUCGGCGUGGCUGGGGUCCUAUUGGCUCAACGCGGCCGGGACUCUGGGGCCCGGUUUGUUCAGCAUGGCUAGGGCCGGGCCCGCCCGGCGUGGCUGAGAUUCGGCCCGCCCGGCGUGGCUGGGUCCGGAUCGCCCGGCGUGGCUGGGGUCCGGUUCGCCCGGCCUGGCUGGGGUCCUGCUGGCCUGACGUGGCUGGGGUCCGGUUUGUUCAGCAUGGCUAG
Messenger RNA from Gongylonema pulchrum, 315 nucleotides. The record is from the annotation of a GenBank genome assembly. Lineage: Eukaryota; Metazoa; Nematoda; Chromadorea; Rhabditida; Gongylonematidae.